GGGAAAGGGCAGCGACGACGACGACGACUGUACAUACCAUCAAAGAGCAUCUGACAAUCCUCAUCCGCUACAUCGUCCUCUUGCGGCAGCAUCUACAGCCAUGGCAGACCCAUCAUCAUCAUCAGCAUCACCGUCGAAGAAGAAGAGGAGCGGAGAUGCCGACGGCAGCAAGUCAAGCAAGAAGAGCAAAAAGGGCGAGGAUUCAUCAGGACCUAGUGGCAGCGGAAGCAGCGCCAGUCAGCCCACAAAGGGCGAGGUGGUGUUGAAGUUCAAGGAUCAUAAAGGAGCAGAGACGGGCGGCUACGAGGUGCAAGCCUUGCUGGUCGACUCUCCUUCUUUCCAGCCGCCUUCAUCCAUGAACCUCUUCCACCUGCCCUCAUCCUCAUCCUCAUCAUCCGCACCACCGCAGCUCAAGAACUCUCUCCUGCUGGGCACUCGCCCUGCCAAUACAUCCAACAUCGCCAUCGAAUCCAAUAAUUGGGACAUGGAGGGCUGCCUCUCCCCCGAAGACAUCGCUCAGGCAAAGGGCUACUCGGGCUCCUACCUCGCCGCUAUCUACGACCCUGCAACUCAGGAAGUGACACUCCAUCCUGCUCCUCUGCUCACCCUUGCGCGGAGUAUCAUCCCCAGUGGUGGACAGUCUGCAAGGAUCCAGGGAGGUGCUACCUUUGCUGCUGCCAGGAGAGAUCUGGGUGAGGCAUUUGGUAACCGCAAGCAGAAGUUGGCAUUGAGGAAUGCAGAUCGUAUGAAGGUAGAUACGACUGGUAUGGAUGGGGGAAUCCUUCAGGGUGUGACAGAGGCCAUUGGGGACAGUAAAUUCGACGUGGACGCCCUGCACGCAUCUCAGGGUGCGGACAGCUCGCAGCCCACUGCUGCAAACCUCGCCUCUAGGCCCAUCCCCACUCCCCACCUCGAGGCAACUUCCCCAGAGGAUGUCUACCCCCUCUCUGAGCUCUUCCCACGCGAUAUCAGCUCCAACAUCUACGCCAAUCCCUACAUGCACGCCUCGGACGUGUCUGGUGUGCAUAAGCUCCUACCACUGGCAAGCAACAAGUCCAACUGGCUCGCAAGCAGGAUAUGGAACCGUGUCCUCUCCUCACAGCGUGCUAGUGGGGAGGCAACCUCCUCUGGCGCUUCAGGCAUCCUCAAGACGUCGGCUUCCCACCAGAAGCAGCAGCUGCGCCUCGUGCUAUACAUUGCCUACCUCUGGGCGUUGCGCUCCCUCGCCGCGAGCAACAGGAAGAUCCUCAAUGACCGUAAGGGUCUAAAGGAGAAGCUGAAGCUCACCUCCCCCACGGCAGAAGCGUCCAGCGAAGCACUCCUAGACGCACUCCUCGCUGCGUUCUGCAGUAGGGAUCGAGCGAGGAAGACGUGGGUGCUGACGCCCUUUGGCGAGACGAAGCUCCUGGCAACCCUCCUCGCCCUCUGUCUCCACGUCGAUGGCUUUGUCCUCGAGAUUGAAGUCCUCGCAGCAGAAAUCGGAAUGAGUCCCAAUAGACUCAAGGAGGUGGCCAAGAGUCUGGGAUGCACAACGAGGUAUAGGCAGGGACUUGGGGCGGAUUUGGAAAAUGCAGGGCAGCAGCAGCAGGUGGAAGGAGGAGGAGGAGGAAAGGGAAAAGCAAAGAAGGUCAUGGUACUCAAGUGUCCGGUGAAGCUGCCGGAUGGAAGUCGUGGUGGACCACCUGCUCGCAAGUAAGACUGUGAGACAAGGUGUAUUCGUCUUAUUGUUGCUGAGCGGUCAAUGACUAUACUAUGAGAUGAUUUGACGAG
Messenger RNA from Microstroma glucosiphilum, 1770 nucleotides. RefSeq lists its product as hypothetical. Gene Ontology annotation, molecular function: DNA binding. The transcript is spliced from 2 exons. Gene Ontology annotation, biological process: nucleolar large rRNA transcription by RNA polymerase I; transcription elongation by RNA polymerase I; RNA polymerase I preinitiation complex assembly. Gene Ontology annotation, cellular component: RNA polymerase I complex. Bases 101 to 1696 code for a protein of 531 amino acids. NCBI's taxonomy places the organism in Eukaryota, Fungi, Basidiomycota, Exobasidiomycetes, Microstromatales, Microstromataceae. The record is from RefSeq and is a predicted model, not a curated record.